This is a messenger RNA of Tripterygium wilfordii, 1676 nucleotides long. Its product is annotated as eukaryotic initiation factor 4A-2. The record is from RefSeq and is a predicted model, not a curated record. Gene Ontology annotation, biological process: cytoplasmic translational initiation. The transcript is spliced from 5 exons. Gene Ontology annotation, cellular component: cytoplasmic stress granule. Gene Ontology annotation, molecular function: RNA helicase activity; translation initiation factor activity; ATP binding. The coding region runs from base 173 to 1414 and encodes 413 amino acids. Lineage: Eukaryota; Viridiplantae; Streptophyta; Magnoliopsida; Celastrales; Celastraceae.
AUCCGCUCUCUUUCACCUCCUCCUCAGCAUCUCAAUCUGCUUUCGAAAGUUUUCCUUAAACUCCUCCAAUACUUUUUACCGACAGAGAUCUGAGGAGUUUAGGGAAGCAAACCCUAGCCCUACAAAUCGCCAAAUCUUAACUUUUUCGAGGUUUCAUCGUCAUCUACCAGUCAUGGCUUCUAUGGCACCUGAAGGAUCGCAAUUUGAUGCUCGCCAAUUUGAUGCUAAAAUGAAUGAGUUGCUUGGAUCUGAUGGAACAGAGUUCUUCACAUCAUAUGAUGAAGUUUAUGACAGUUUUGAUGCUAUGGGGCUGCAGGAGAACCUUCUGAGGGGCAUUUAUGCAUACGGUUUUGAGAAGCCCUCGGCUAUUCAACAAAGAGGGAUCGUACCAUUUUGCAAGGGACUUGAUGUAAUCCAACAAGCGCAAUCCGGAACCGGGAAGACUGCAACUUUCUGUUCUGGAAUUCUGCAGCAGCUUGAUUAUGGCUUAGUUGAAUGCCAGGCAUUAGUUCUUGCACCCACUCGGGAGCUAGCGCAACAGAUCGAGAAGGUCAUGCGUGCGCUUGGUGACUAUCUCGGAGUGAAGGUCCAUGCUUGUGUAGGGGGAACAAGUGUCCGUGAAGAUCAACGUAUCCUUCAAAGUGGUGUCCAUGUUGUUGUUGGUACCCCUGGUCGUGUGUUUGACAUGUUACGGAGACAAUCACUCCGCCCUGAUCAUAUCAAGAUGUUUGUGCUGGAUGAAGCUGAUGAAAUGCUCUCACGAGGUUUCAAGGAUCAGAUCUAUGAUAUUUUCCAGCUGUUGCCAUCAAAGAUUCAGGUUGGGGUUUUCUCUGCAACAAUGCCACCUGAAGCUCUUGAGAUUACAAGGAAGUUCAUGAACAAACCAGUGAGGAUUCUAGUCAAACGUGAUGAGCUUACCCUGGAGGGUAUCAAGCAGUUUCAUGUGAAUGUUGACAAAGAGGAAUGGAAGCUGGAGACCCUUUGUGAUCUCUAUGAGACAUUGGCAAUUACCCAAAGUGUGAUCUUUGUGAACACAAGGCGUAAGGUGGAUUGGCUCACCGACAAGAUGCGCAGUCGGGAUCACACAGUCUCUGCCACCCAUGGUGAUAUGGACCAAAACACAAGAGACAUCAUCAUGCGAGAAUUCCGUUCUGGUUCUUCUCGCGUGCUCAUUACUACUGAUCUGCUGGCUCGUGGUAUUGAUGUUCAGCAGGUCUCUCUUGUGAUCAACUAUGAUCUUCCAACACAACCAGAGAACUACCUUCACCGUAUCGGACGUAGUGGACGAUUCGGGAGGAAGGGUGUUGCCAUCAAUUUUGUGACCAAGGAUGAUGAGAGAAUGCUGUUUGACAUCCAAAAGUUCUACAAUGUAGUUGUUGAGGAGUUGCCUGCUAAUGUUGCUGAUCUUCUUUGAUGUGGUUUGGUUCCAACCAGGUGAAUGCCAUAUUUGUCAUGUUCUUUAUGUAUGGUCUUGUUAAGAUUAGAGAAGCAUCCAGCGUGGCAAAAUUUUUAUUGGUAGUUUCUUUCUACAUACUAAUGUCUCUGAGAAAGAAUGCAGAGCUGAUGUUAGCUUCGGCUGAAACUCUUUUGCUUUGUUUUUAAUCAUGUUUGGGGUGUUAUGUAGGGUCGAAACAAAUAUUUUAUUAUGUUAUGUUAUGGAUUUUUGCAUUCUGAUA